AUGAAACUAGUGAUUCCAGAAAUCUCUUGGCACAAUCGUGACCCAGUGCUUAGUGUUCACUUUCAACCCACCAAUGAAGAUGGAUUUUAUCGAUUGGCUACGGGUGGAUCAGAUUCUCAUGUUUUUGUAAAAACCUUAUUUAUUUGCUAAAGAUUGAUAUUGAAUUAUAUUCAUUUUUUAUGUAUCUUUUUUUUUUAGAUAUGGCGAAUCAAAGUUGAUGGUAAGAAUGUGCAUGUUGAAUAUGCAGCCAAUUUAACAAAGCACCAAAAAGCCGUUAAUGUUGUACGUUUUUCACCUGAUGGACAAUGGUUAGCCAGUGGUGAUGAUGGUAUGUUGAUUAUUUGUCUCUUGAAAUUUUUUAGGUAUAUUUGUUUUAUUAUUUUUAAUUUUUUUCCAGAGUCUGUUAUAGUUUUAUGGAAAUUCAAACCCGAAAAUGGUGUUGAUCAACGACCCGAUCUGUUAGAAGAUAACGAAUCAAAAAAUCUUGAAAAAUGGGUAUGUCAUUGUGUUUUGAGAGGUCAUCUAGAAGAUGUAUACGAUUUAUCUUGGUCUCCUGAUUCUAAAAGACUUGUAUCCGGAGGUGUUGACAAUAAAGCAAUUAUUUGGGAUAUUAAUAGUGGUAAUAAUUAUAGGUUUACAAAUAAGUUUAAUUUUUAGUAAUUUGUAACUUGUAAUUUGGUUAGUGAAAAUUAAAUUUUCUAGGACGAUAUAAAUCUAUUCUUUCUGAUCAUAAAGGUUUUGUUCAAGGAGUGGCUUGGGAUCCUUUAAAUAAGUAUGCUGCCACACUAAGUAGUGACAGGUAUGAUAAUAAUCUAUAAUUUAUUAAUCAAUUUUUAGUUUUUAUACCAGGAUUUAAAAUUUUGAUAAGAAGUGUAAGUGACAAAUGUAUAUUAUUUAUUUUAUAUUCAUGGGCAAAUGCCCUAUUUACAAGAUUUUAAUAACUAUUGUAACAUUUCUGACAUGUACAUAAAUAAUAAGUAUAUAAUAUUAUUUAUCACAAUUAAUAUUAAUAUAAUAAUUUUAUUAGUUCUAAAGCCUUAAAUUUAAAUAUGUUGCAAAGAAUUAAUUUGAUGGAAAUCGUAUUGGCCAAAAUAAAAGUUUUUGAAAAGAAUAUAUGAUUUCCACUGUUUGUGUCAUAAUUAGGAAUUACAAAUAGAUCUAAGUUCCUUGUGUUUUUACAUGAUUUACAGAAACCAAUUUCAGAUAAAUAACUCAGGAGAGUAGAUGAGGUUAUUUUAAAAAAUUGUAUACUAAUAUAAUAAAUGUUAAUUUAAGCCUUGUACUAAGUGAAUCUAGUCUCAAGAUGUUUUUAACAAUGUUAACAGUAUUUCUAGUGAUAUGUAUAUUAGAGACAUAAGUAAUUUUUUUCAAAAACUUGUAUUGGACAUUGUCAAGAUCGUUUAUAUAUUUUGAGUAAUUACAAUACCAAAUGAGUGAACCAAAUUUGGAGUUAGAUCUUACUAAUGAAAUAUAUAGUCUUUUUAAGCAAAUAUGGUUUUAAAACUUUUUAGUAUUUCUAUUGAUAAAACUUAGCGUUUUAUACAAUUUAUUUAUAAUCAUUUUAUGAUUUAAUUAAAAAGAUAAAUCAUUUUCAAAGUAGACACAUAAAUUUAUAAUAUAAUUUAUUUUAUCAAGAGAAUAGUUAUUAAUUUAGUACUGAAAUAUUAUUAGAUCUUUUACUUUGUAUAAAAGUGAUAAUUUGACAUUUAUUAAUAUUUAAAGGAAGAAGAUUUUGUUCACUCUAUUGCCAAAACUUAUUUAGAUCAGAUUGUAAUAUAUUUGCAUUAUUUACAGAUUUAAUGUCAAAGCAUAAUUUUUUAUAUCAUCUGGAAACAAAUUGUUAAUAUUGGUAUCAAUGGUAGAUCAUUUAUAAAAAUAAGUAAUAGUAAUGGUUCUAGGUGAGAGCCUUGCGGAACAUGCGAGGUCACCAGAUAUUUAUCAGAGUAGUAAAACGAGAUUUUUACUGAUUGUAUACAAUUAGUGAGAUAAGGGUAAAGCUAAUUUAGAAAUUUUCCUCCAAAUCUUUAAAGAUUUUAUUUUAUGAUAUAAUAUACCCUAUGUUUUACCUUGAAAAUCAGUUUAAAUGUUAUGUUUAUUUAUAAUGGUUAUUCUAAGGAUUUUGUUGGGGAAUUUUGGAAUAAUAAUAAAUUUGUCUGUAUAUAUUAUUUUGAAAGUAAACUGUUCUGGUAGAUACUUAGAUUUUUAGAAAUUAAAUUAGAUACCUUUUCAGUAAUUAUGACUCUAAUUAUGACCUAAUAAUUCACUCAUUAAUAUAUUACAACAACACUAAGUUUCGGAUAAAAAUAAUAAAUGUAUUUAAAACAGGAUUACAAAAAAAUAAGUUUGGUUCUUAGGCCACACACAUUUUGAUAAAUUACAUUUAGUUUAAAAAAUGUAGACAAUUAGCUUGUUUUGUAUGAGAGCGAUAUUAUAUUCCUAAAUGCAUUUGUAUUUUGUGUUACUUCUCAAAUUAAACUAAUCAUAGAAAGAUUGAAUUAUAAAUGAUAUUAUUAUUAAAAACAUUAAAAACCAAAAAUAAUUAGUGAUAAUAACAUUAACACUGAAAUAUAUUUGCCAUAGGGGUGUUUUUACAAAUAUUAUUAAGUAUGUUAAUCAAUAGUCAAUCAGAUAAUAAAUUUAAUUAAUAUAGUCCAAUUUUUUUGUAACUUUUUUGAAGGUAAACACAAAUAGUAUAAUAUAGAGGUGGCCAAAAGUCGCGCAACGCCUACGGUCUUGUAUGGAACGCGCGUUACGGCGCAGUUUCUCCCUCCACGUCGUUUCCGUUGUGUCAUAUUGUAACUUUGGUCUCGUUAUCUUGUUUACGUACAACAGGAAGGUUUAUAAAAAAUCAACAUAUUUUACAUAAAACAACAGUUUUAUAAAAACUGUGUUGCAAAUUAGUUGCGUGACUUUUGGCCACCUCUGUAUUUAGUGUAAAAUUUUGAAUACUAACAGUAUAGGUAGGUUAUUUAAAUUUAUUUUUAAAAACACACUAAAAUUAAUUGAAAAAAUAAUUAUAUUUUGAGAAUAAAAUAUCAUGUUAAUUUAUUAAUGUAUUAUAUAACAUUUUUCAGGACUUUAAGAAUAUUUAAUGCAAAUAAUUGUAAAUUAUUGAAUAAAUGUGAUAAAUCAGUUCCUUUGGGAAAAAAAAGAGAUGGAGAAGAAAUAAAAAGUAGAUUAUUCCAUGACGAUACUCUCAAGUCUUUCUUUCGACGUUUGUCAUUUUCACCUGAUGGUCAAAUUCUUGUAACUUCAUCUGGUAUCUUAGAGACAUUUGAUGAACAAACCAAAAAUAAAAGUACUACAAAUGUUAGUUAUGUAUUCGCUAGAAAAUCAUUUACUAAACCUGUGCUAUAUGUACCAUCUCUUGACCAAUAUUCAGUAGCUAUUCAAUUUUCACCGAUUUUGUAUGAACUUAAAGAAAACACAAAAUCAAUAUUUGAUUUACCUUAUAGAAUGGUUUAUGCCAUUGCCACUAAUUCAAGUAUUCUGUUGAUGGACACUCAACAUGCUACACCAUUUGCCUACAUUGGUGAUAUACACUAUACACGCUUAACAGACCUAUCGUGGUAAGUAGUUUUAUUAUUUUUAGAUACAUAAAUAUUUUAUUUUUAACCAUCAUUAAACAGGAAGCUAUGUAAAAUGUUUAGGUCUUUGGAUGGACUAUUACUUAUAGUAUCUUCGUCAGAUGGAUUUUGUUCAAUUAUAAGUUUUAGCAAAGAAGAAUUAGGCGUUCCGUAUUAUUCAGAAAUCAAAAUGAUGGUGACUGAAGAAUCUGUUCUAGAAGAUAUUGAUGAAGUUCCAAAUAACGAUUUUGAGAUUAAAAUAAAACCAAAAGAAGAAGAAAAGCAAAAACUUGAUUUUUCUGAACCUCCUACAAAGAAAAGAGUAAAUUUGGUCACACUUUCUAGUCCUAAAACCAAGAAAUAUUUGAAGAAUUAA
Messenger RNA from Cinara cedri, 3942 nucleotides. The record is from the annotation of a GenBank genome assembly. Lineage: Eukaryota; Metazoa; Arthropoda; Insecta; Hemiptera; Aphididae.